Blepharisma stoltei is the source of this 3404-nucleotide messenger RNA. Lineage: Eukaryota; Ciliophora; Heterotrichea; Heterotrichida; Blepharismidae. The record is from the annotation of a GenBank genome assembly.
AUGGAAAAUUUUGACACUAACUCCCUCCCUCCGUUAGUAAACAAAAAAAUUUUGUUCACUCACGGAGGGUUAAAUUUUUUUUUCGAAAUUUAAAAAAAUCCUAAUUUGCUAAAAUUGGGAAGCAAAUAUUAAUUUAAUUUAUUAAAUUUAUGUUUUAAAAACGCAAUUUGUUCAAAAUUAAACAGAAUUAUCUCUAGAUUUCAUUAUACUAAUUAUCACUUAUAUAUCAAAACUUUUUUCCAUUAAAAAUUUUUCUAUUAAAAAAAUUUUUGUUCACUACGGAGGGUGGGUUUUUGGCAAAAAAUAGCGAUUUUUCUAAUGGUUUUGUUCACUCACGGAGGGGGGGAGUAAGUGAAUUGAGAUGCUAGAGUAUCGUUUCUCAAAUCUAAUAGUUCCAUUAGAUCAGCCGAUACUCCUAUCAAACUCUUACUCACUGCAAGAAUACCAGCUCACCCACAAAUUUUCUUCUUCCUCAAACGCAUUUCUUGGCAAUGACCUCGAAGGUAAUCGCCAUCAUAUAAAAGUUGUCCACUGCAAAUGCUAUGAUCAUUUAAAAGAGAAUUUUCAGUGAAUCCAAAAUCUCCAAAAGUCUAAAGAAGCGUGAAAAAUUGUGGAAGUUCAAGAUUUAUUUGAGGUUUAUGACGAAGACUCAUGAUUACUUAUUAUUGUAAGUGAGUUUAUUGAGUGUCUUUCAUUAGAAGAGUUAUCACAAAUAAUGAAAAUUGAGAAUAUUUAUAGUUAUUUGCCUAAAGAAGCAUCGAUUUAUUUGUAUUUAUAUCUAUUAGAUAUAAUUCAGGCAUCCCAGAGCCAAAAUAUCUGCCUUAAAAGCAUUUUUCCUGACUCGGUUUUGGUUAUAAGAGAGCUGCCUACAAAAUCUCGCUCAGUUAUUUAUACAUCAAAUUAUUCAUAUAGUGUCAAAAUUUCGGUAACUACUAAACAUUCAUUGGAAUGCGGAAAAUCAAAACUUGAUAAAAUUUACCCUGAUGAGAAAAUCAAUAAAACUUUAGCUGGAGAACUAUGAGGAUUAGGAUUAUGCUUAUAUUCCUUAGCAGGCAUCAAGGAUUUAUCAGAGUUGCCAGUUCUUAGAGACCUUGAAAAUAAUGAAAAAUAUGAAAAUUUAGAAAUUCGAUUUGAAGACCCUGCAUUAGAAUCUUUAUUAUUCAGCUCUUUUAAUGGUAUCGACAACGCGCCUUUUGACAACAAAAUAAUCCAAAUAUGGAAAGGCUUAUGGCUGAACGACUGAAAUUUAUUAAAUAAUUGCACUUUUAAAGACCUUGACGGCUUGCAUUCAGGGCUCCUUUUUGAAUCUCCUCACGCUAGAUUCCGCAGCCUAAAAAAAAUUUUAUUAAUUUCUGAUGAAGACGACCAUUCUGCUGAAGUUGCUUAUUAUUUAAACAGCUACAAAUUAUUACCAAUUUUCUUGCAAAGGUGCAUAAAAUACGAUUGAAAAGAAUCCUCACAGCUUAUGAACGCGGUUUUUAAGAUUCUGCAAGACAAAGCAGGUGAAAAUAAUGAAUAUUUAAUUGAAAUUGGGGUGCUAGAAAUAUUGGACGUAGCCAUGAAGUUAUCAUUGGAAAAUCGUGAUAUUUUAUAUGAUUUUAUAAAUAGGUUUACAUAUUCCAAUACUUUGACCCCUCUUCAAAUUGUCUGGGAAAGCGGAUUAAAUGAUUUUGCACUGGGCGGGGCAAGAAAAAACAUCAGAAUUGAUUUAAAUUUUAUCAAGUCAACUAUGUCGUUUUUUGGGCCGAAUUCUAUAGAAUUUAUAGCAAAUUGUCAAAAAAUCGCAGAACUUCCUGAAUUUAAUGUAAUUCAAGCUCUUGUUGAAGUUCCUUAUUACUUUAAGCUUGAAAAAGAAGACUCACUGCUAGAAAUAUUAGCAGAAUCUAUUAUAAAUGGCAUAAAAAAUCAGCCGGACAGUGCUUAUGAUAUUUUAAAGGCAUCAAUUUUUAUUCUGGAAGAACUGCUGUGCUUGCCUAUGACAUUGCAAUAUUUUCAAUUAAUUGGACAAUGCAACACUCAUUUUAACAAUGAGUUUAUAAUGCUACUAGGAAAGCACCCAAUGCUUGUAAACUGUUUAACUUGUUCUCAAGCCUUAUGUGUCAGCUGCUCGAAUUCUCCUAAACAUAUUGAUCAUAAGAAAAAUUACUUAUUAUACCAAAGUCCUCAUAGUCGUUGCAACUGUGAAGAAAUCCAUGAUUUCGCUCCAAAUGACAUUUCUCAAUUUAAGCUACCUACCUAUUAUAGUGGUAUCCAAUUUAUUGACUCAAAAGGAACCUUAUAUGAAGAAAAAAAAGAAAAUAUUUUCUAUGCAGAUUCUGAGCUAACAAUUAUGACAACAAAACCUUUAAUUAUAAGAAAUGAACUAGAAAUAGGGACAGUGUCGUAUUUUGAAAUAAGGGUCCAUAAAGCGGGAAAAUAUGAAAAUAUUUCUAUUGGAUUUGAAGGGUUAGAUGUAUUUUACUGUGGGAAAAAUGGAAAUGUUACAAUAAAAGAUAAGCCUGUCAUGAAAGGGCCUAGAUAUGGAUCGUGGGAUACUGUAGGGAUUGGGAUGACUCAUCAAAAUAAAAUUUAUAUUACGUAUAACGGCUUAAUUAUUCCUGAGUUUAUUGAUGUCCAGCCUGUGCAUCAAAUUUUUGCAAAAGUUUCUAUAAAAAAUGGAGCUCAGAUUGAAUUAAAGGUAAGAAACUGGAUGUUUAAACCUGAUGAAAAUAUUUCGCCUAGCAGGCUAUAUUCAGAUCAAUUAGUAAACAAGUCAAAGCACGUGUUGGAAAUUAUAACGAACCAAGUUAGAAAAGCCUGCAAGGGAAAUUCUAACUCCUCUCCACCUUUUUUACUCCCCCUCUGUCUGUCAGCGAGCAAAACCAUAGAAAAAAUCCCUAUUUUUGGGUAAAAAUCUAGCUAAUUCUGUUGAAUUUAUAUAGCUUACAUUUGAAAACAUAUUUACAAAUUAAAUUAAUGGGAUUAUUUUUAUAAAUUUCGAAAAAAAUUUACUAUAAAUUUUUGAUAAAAAUUAACCCCUCUAUGAGCGAAAAUGUUUUUAUUCGGGGAGAUUUAAUGGGCAAAAUUAUUAGAGAAUUUUUUUAGGAAAUUAAGAAGUAGCAAGGUUUUAUAUAAAAUAUUUCUAUAUAUCAUUAUUUUGAUUAUUAAUAAAUCUCUAACGAAUUCUAUUAAACUUUAAAUAGCUAAAACCUAAAUCUAAUGGAUUUGAAAAUCUCCCCUUCCUAUAUUUAAAUCUAGCCCAAGUUAUUGACUAUAAAAAUCUUGCUUAUCACUAAAGUGGAAGGAGUAAGGAUAAAAUGAACAUCGGCUUGAGAGAGAGGCUGCUAAAACUACUCGACAGUUUGAAUUUAAUUGACCUAAAACAAAAAGCACUUAAAAAAGGGAAAAAAUUCUGGCCUUUUUAG